AUGGGUUGUGCUGCAGCAAAACCAGAGAAACAAGACAAAUCACAUAGUAAACAAAACUCUCCUUGCUCACAAACUAAAGAGGCUACUCCAUCAAUAUCAUUGAUGUAAGAAACUGAUAAAAUAGAAUCAGAUUAUAUUUUCCAUAGUUUGGAUCCUUUAGUAAGUAAGCUAUUAAAUUAAUAAAAUAGCAAGAAGAAAUUACAUAAAAAAAGCAGUUUCUAAGAGCAAUAAUGCAAGUCGAAUAGUUAAGGUUUAUAAUUGUUUAAAUCUUACAACUACUGAAAAGUAAGAACUAGAAAGAAUAGUAAAUCAUCUAUUAUAAAUUGUAAGUCUUAUCAUAUAUAUAAGAAACAUUUAAACUUAGUCAGCCAAUAAUAAUACUAUUAUAAUGAUAAUAAAUUGUUCUUAGUUAGUGACUUUUGUGAUGGUGGCAAUCUAUUAUCCCGUUUGGAUCAUUUUAGUCAACUACAAUAACAUAAUAUGUUUGAUGUGUUUUGUUAGAUUAUGGCAGGAAUCUAAUUCUUACAUAAUAAAGGAAUUGCACAUGGGUAUGUUAAGUUGUGGUAUUUUAGAAACAUUCAACUUGAAAGUAUAGUGUUUACAGAUAAAAGCAUGUAGAAUGUCAAACUAAUAGACUAUGGUAUAUCAAGUUCCUUGAAAUCUACAUGUUUAUAAUGGAGACCUAAUGGAGGUAUUUAAGAAAUAUCCUUCAAAUCACCUGAAGCCUUGAAAUAAUCAAACCUAACAAGUUUUAAAUCUGAUAUAUGGUCAUGUGGAUGUCUCCUAUACUUCUUUUUAACUUCUCAUAUGCCAUUUUAAUCAAGAGAUGUCCAAGCUUUAAAAACGGCAAUAUAAAGAGGAAUAGUUAAUUUUGAAGGCUCUGAAUGGACUAACAUUAACCCAGAUAUGAAAAUAUUAGUAAGUAAAAUGCUUAGCUCAAAUCCAUAACUUCGUCCAACUGCAUCUGAAGUUAUUAAUCAUCCAAUAUUUUUGAAUAGAGCAAAAAUUAUAACUAAGCCAAAUAAACAACUCUCUAAAUAGAUGAAAGACUUUAAAGUAUUUAGAUUCUUUAUAAUAUUAGUAAUAAUCAUAAAUGCAAAGUGCUAUGUUAAAUUAUAUUGCAGAAAACAUGUUGUAAGAAUAAGAUAAGAAGAAAUUAAUGGAAGAGUUCUAAAAAUUUGAUUUAAAUAAGGAUGGAUAACUUACAAAAUAAGAACUCUUAACAGUAUAUACUACAAUGUAUUCAUCCGAAUAAGCUAAUUAAGAGGUUGAAGCCAUAUUCUCGAAAAUUGAUCAAAAUGGUAGUGGAAGAAUAGACUAUCAAGGUAUUAAAAAUUAUUCAUUUUUAGAGUUUGUAUUAGCAACAAUAGAUCAAAAAAAAUAUUUUAAUAGAGAAAAAUUGCUUAUGUUAUUUUAAUAAAUCGACAGAGAUCAUAGUGGAUAAUUAAGUAAAUUAGAAGUUAAGAAAUUAUUAAGAGACAUGUAAGUACCAAAAGAAAAACUUGAUUAAUUGUCCAAACAAUUAGAUUAAGAUGGAGAUGGUUAAAUUGCUCAAGAAGAAUUUCUAUAAAUUAUGUUAUCUAUUGCAUGA
Messenger RNA from Paramecium primaurelia, 1591 nucleotides. NCBI's taxonomy places the organism in Eukaryota, Ciliophora, Oligohymenophorea, Peniculida, Parameciidae. The record is from the annotation of a GenBank genome assembly.